Molecule: messenger RNA, 1863 nt
Organism: Acipenser ruthenus (sterlet)
Lineage: Eukaryota; Metazoa; Chordata; Actinopteri; Acipenseriformes; Acipenseridae
Product: small ubiquitin-related modifier 1
Exons: 5
Coding region: 121-426 (101 amino acids)
Biological process (GO): protein sumoylation
Cellular component (GO): nucleus; PML body
Molecular function (GO): protein tag activity; ubiquitin-like protein ligase binding
Source: RefSeq, a predicted model, not a curated record
CAAUGAGGUCAGUAUCUGUGUGUUUUUGUGUGGGUUUGUGAAAAAAGCUGACACCGAUACCCACCAGAAUAAAACAUAAAGUAUUCAAAUUUCUCAGUUGGAGGGUUCACAGGAUCAAACAUGUCUGAUACGGAUACCAAGCCUUCAAGUCACGAUUCGGGAGACAAGAAGGAUGGAGAAUAUAUCAAACUCAAAGUCAUCGGGCAGGAUAACAGUGAAAUCCAUUUCAAGGUGAAGAUGACGACACAUUUAAAGAAAUUAAAAGAAUCCUAUUGUCAGAGACAGGGUGUUCCUAUGAAUUCUCUAAGGUUUCUCUUUGAAGGACAGAGAAUUGCUGACAACCAAACUCCAAAAGAGCUGGGGAUGGAAGAUGAGGACGUCAUUGAAGUUUAUCAGGAACAAACAGGAGGACACUUGGACAAUUAGACUUUCAAUAUAUAUAUAUUUUUUUGCUUUUUUUUUUUUGGUUGUUAGUAAUAGGCUGCAAUACCAUGAAACAGAUGAUACUCGUAAGGGCUCCCAUUAGCUUUAAAGGGAGGGGUAGUAACCCCCCCCCCCCCCCCAGCCCCCUUCCCCUCCAUGUCCCUCAACACACAUCAGAAUUAAAAAAAAAACAAAAAAAACAGGAUAUAUUGAACUGGUUAAUGGAACCAAUGCUCUAAUCUGUCCAGUUAGCAUAUAUGCCUUUUGAAACCACAGCCUUUUCAGACAAUGGUUACACAACUCUUGGAACUGUCAUGCCACCCUUUCAGCAGGAGUUCUUCCUUAGCUUGUCAUCUGUAAAGGGUUCUACAGGAUAGCAGUUAGUUGGAUGUAGGUCUAUGCGUCGACCCACCACUGUGUUCAGACCUUGUAUGAACUACUAAUUCUCAGAUGCAUGUUUUAUUAUUGCUUAGUUGAAGCCUUACAAGCUCUGGUAAAGUUUUAGCACCAUUAGUUUAAAUAGCAGCCUCUGUGACUGGCUGCAGUGCUCGUCUCAUUGCUGAGCAUUUAGUCUUCUAUUGGAAAGCUAUAUGUAAUGUUCACAAUUAAUUUACAUAUUAUUUCCAGGCAUUUUUACCUUAUUGGAAUACUCUAAGAUAUUGCACGCAGUACUUACUUAUUUCAUCAGAAUAUUCAUGCACAAAAAAAAUCUCCAAUACAGAAUAAGCAAAGAUUUCAAAAUCCUUUAAUACAGAAUAUAGUGUUAAGAAGCACAGCAAGUGAAAAGGGCUUCCAAAGGCUGUCGGAGAGCUUGAUUAUCCCCAAUAGAGUUCAGCUAAGAAUUACUGUAUAUAAAUAUGUGGUUUUAAACUGAGAAACUUUGGCUUGAAAACAAAUUCAUAAUUAUUUGUUUAACAGUGUGAAGAACUCGAUUAUGAGACUGAAAUGUAGGAUCGCUAGAUUGUCAUAAGGGUUGGUAAAAUGGCGACCAAACCAGAUAUUUGAUUUGUUUGUUGUUGCUUUGGCUUUUGGAUCCUGUGGUGCAGUGGGGUCCAAGUACCCCAAACAGUCUGAACCAUUAACAGAUUUUAAAAAAUGAUAAUGUAGAUCUGUGCUGGCCAUUUUACAGUGAUGGUCCAGUCUAGUCUAAUGCACUCUGGUUUUCGAGGUUGCAUGCAGGAAUUUUAAGAAUAGAAUGGGUUCAAAGUCUGAAACAGAUGCCAGCAGCCCCCCACCGCCCCAAUUUGUUUUUGUUAAAAAUGGUAUUAAUGAAUGCUUUGGAAAGAACAGCCUUGCUCUUUUGUACCAUAAAUAUAACAAGACUUAAGUUUUGUUCAAAAGAAUAAAAGCUAGUAUAUAAUGUAAUAUAGUGCUUCUCUAUCUGCGACAGUCUUCACUUGUAUAGCUCUAUGCUAUUUUUUUUUUUUUUUUUUUUUUAAA